UUUAAAAGAAAAAAUGUCAACUCUUUCUUCUUCUUUUCAUACCCAAAUCCCCCAUUUCCUCGAACAUUCUAGUCCGGUGUUUACUGUUUCUAUCCCCCUCUUAAGGGGUUUUUUGAAAUGGGUAUCAAUUUUAGCUGCCUUGUAUAUUGACUUUCCCUACAUCAUGGGGAGCUCGUCGUGUUCUUCAAUCGAGACUCAAUACCCAUUUCUGAAUCCUGCUACCCUCUUCUUUAACUCCUCACUGUUCAUUUUUCUGCUGGUUUGCAAGUUUGGACAUACAUGAAAGGGCAUUCUCUCUCUUUCCCUCUCUCUCUCCCCCUAAUCUUCAUAGUUUUCUGUGAAAAAACAACGAGGAUUUCUUGAUUUUCUCAAAACUUCUCUAAGGUUUCCAAGAACUUUCAGAUUUUCCUUGAUCUUGAGAGGGAAUCAGGUUUUGGAGGAGAUUAUGAAGUGUUUUCAUUUGUUCAGCAAUGAGAGGAGAACUGUUGAGCCUAGAACAGCUACGAAAUCUAAUUCGAUUAUCUCGUGUACCUCGAAUUCUACGUCGAUUAAUCAAGAUCUUAAGAUGUUUGACACUGAUUUGAAUUCUCAGAAUGUUUCAGAGUUUAGUGUAGCAUCUUCUGCUAAAUCAUUUGCAGCUUUGUCUCAAAGACAGAGUAAUCUUAGGGACUUUACAUUCUCAGAUUUGAAAGCAGCCACGAAGAACUUCAGUCGAUCGCUUAUGAUCGGAGAAGGCGGAUUUGGUAGUGUAUAUAGGGGCGCUAUCCGAAACUCAGAGGAUCCACAUAAAAGAAUAGACAUUGCUGUUAAGCAGUUAAGUAGAAGAGGAUUGCAGGGUCACAAGGAAUGGGUAACAGAGGUGAACUUUUUGGGCGUUGUCGAGCAUCCAAAUCUUGUCAAGUUACUAGGCUAUUGUGCAGAGGACGAUGAAAGAGGGAUCCAGCGGUUACUCGUAUACGAAUAUAUGCCUAACAGGAGUGUGCAAGAUCACUUGUCAAGCAAGUUAAACAGUUCUCUUCCAUGGGCAAUAAGAAUGAAAAUAGCUCAGGAUACGGCUCGUGGCUUGGCAUAUCUACAUGAAGGAAUGGAUUUCCAGAUAAUAUUUAGGGAUUUCAAAUCUUCAAACAUACUUUUGGAUGAACAGUGGAAUGCUAAGUUGUCUGAUUUUGGAUUGGCUAGGCUAGGGCCUUCGGACGGAUUAAGUCAUGUCUCUACUGUGAUUGUAGGAACAAUUGGAUAUGCAGCACCUGAAUACCUUCAAACAGGACGACUAACAGCAAAAAUUGAUGUAUGGAGCUAUGGAGUUUUCCUGUAUGAACUGAUAACUGGUAGGCGUCCCCUAGAUCGGAACCGCCCCAAAGGCCAGGAAAAGCUCUUGGAAUGGGUGAGACCACACCUAUCUGACUUAAAGAAGUUUGAGCUGAUACUUGACCCAAGACUUGGAGGUAACUAUUCUAUUAAAGCUGCCCAAAAACUAGCAGCUGUAGCUAACCGCUGUUUGGUUCGGAAGGCUGUGGUACGCCCUAAAAUGAGCGAAGUCUUGGAGAUGGUAAAUCGGAUUGUGGAAGCAAGCGAUCUUGAGAGCCCUCUGCUUCAAGAAAAGAGCUCAACUUCUAACAGUGAUUCUGAAGGAUCAAAAGGGGAACCUUUGAGAAAACGGAUUAUGAAUCCAUUUAUUGGAGGGAAUGAUUAUUUGAUUUGCCUAGCUUGGAGACCCAAAGUUGUGAGAACUUGUUGAACAACGUUGAAAGGAAUGACACAGAGGUUUUCUCUUUCUUUUUUGGAAUGGAGAUUUACUUGUGUAAAGAAUCAUGGCUUCUUAAACUGCUGGAUCAAGUACAGUAGUUGUUUGAGGAAGAAUAAGUCAAUUGCAGCUAUUGUUGAGGGUGUUCAAAACUGUGCUGAGUGCAAGUUUAAUAUCCUGAAAACCAUGUAAGAAAUUUUAAAAAGCUUCAAAUAGGUCGAAUUUGACCUAUUAGACAAAAUUACAAAAGUAU
Molecule: messenger RNA, 1997 nt
Organism: Cucurbita moschata (crookneck pumpkin)
Lineage: Eukaryota; Viridiplantae; Streptophyta; Magnoliopsida; Cucurbitales; Cucurbitaceae
Product: probable serine/threonine-protein kinase PBL19
Exons: 5
Coding region: 446-1738 (430 amino acids)
Biological process (GO): protein phosphorylation
Molecular function (GO): ATP binding; protein kinase activity
Source: RefSeq, a predicted model, not a curated record